AUGUCUACCUGGACUACUCUGAAGGAACCCUCUAUGUCUCCUGGAAUUGGGGAUUCGGAUGAAAGUUCAGUGGAAUCCUCACAAUCGCCGCGAAGAUCGGAUGCUCGCACCGAGGCUCCAAAGCGGAGUCAAAUCCUUCCACCACCCCUACCGACGCGACCACCCCUACCGACGCGACCACCCCUACCGACGCGACCACCCCUACCGACGCGACCACCCCUACCGACGCGACCAACCCUACCGACGCGACCAACCCUACCGACGCGACCACCCCUACCGACGCGACCACCCCUACCGACGCGACCAUCCCCUAAGAAGAGAUCUGCACCACAAGAAGCACCAGGACCAUCAUUGAGCCGGGGUUCGAAACGCAUCAAGCUCACCGAUUCUCCCGUUCCCCCGAGACGUCGAGCUGCCGAAGCCGACGGCGUCAGAAGACCGGGAACACUUGGUGAUGGCAUUCUGGCGGGGGCAGGGAGAAGUAUUUUGGAGAUUUCGGAGCCCAAAAAGGAACCCCUGGUUGCCGAGGAACGCGUACGACCAGUCACGCAUGGCAAUCGAAUGACGGGGUUCGACCUGAAGGUGGUGGAAACGAUUGGCGAGAAAGUUGACCCUCCUCCACCCGCGAUAAGCCUGGUCGGGGAUUUUCCUUUGGUCGAAGUUGAUGUCAGGAGCGUUUUAUUCGGCUUACAAAGCUCGAGCCUGAGCCUGGCUGGAUCGACCGCUCAGCCACCUCAGCUACCGAGGAAUCGCGAAUCCCUGGCGGCGGUGGAUCCUGGAAACUUGACGCCUGCGAAGAGCCAACCACCCAGCUCGACGAUUCCACAACACCCAUUGUCGAGAAGCCCCCAGCCACCCAACAUUCCUGCAUCGACGAGCUCUCGAGUAUCGUCGCCUACAAACGACCUACCGCCCCCAAAACCGGUGCUGGAUUCUCGAUCGAAUGAGAAGUGUUGCGACGUGAGGGUCAAGGAGGAAGGUGGGAUGGCAUCGGAGGUCGACGAUUUCACAGAGACGAGGAAUACGAGCCAUGGGAGGGUUAGGGAAGAGCGGGAAGAGCCCAGUGGAAGGAUGGAGGUUGGAGUGCAGGUGGAGGGGUUGGGGAGUCGAGCGCGAGGGGACCCUGGACGACCUCUAACUCCUACGAGCGUCAACUGGUACGUUACGAGUGGUGUCGGCUACUCCAUUGGCACUGCUCUCGCCGGGAUCCAGGACCACAGCGUCAGUCCAGCUUCGCACCAGGCCCUCGACAUCUACAGGACCACCUACAAGCAAAGCAACGAGGUGUCGAGGUCGCUCCAGAUCGCGUUCAUGGACACGAUCAAGAACAACGACAAAUACUUCGCACAGCUCCAGUCUGCGAACACCGAUGAAUAUGAACGGAAGAAGGCCGACCUCCAAUCGCAACUCAAAAAUCUGGAAAGGGAGUACCGAAAGCGAAAGGAGCUCAUCGAUCUUGACCGUCGGCACGCGAUGUCAUUGGGAAACGACGCCCUGGCCAAGACCGCGAAGAUGUUUGGGGAGGCGCGCUCGCUCAUCAAAACCAGCGCCGUAACCACCCUCGUUCACCCAUCCCUUCGGCCUUCUCGCACGUAUGCCUCCCGACGAUUGCACAAAACCUCAUAA
Messenger RNA from Coprinopsis cinerea okayama7#130, 1626 nucleotides. RefSeq lists its product as hypothetical. The record is from RefSeq and is a predicted model, not a curated record. The transcript has 4 exons. Lineage: Eukaryota; Fungi; Basidiomycota; Agaricomycetes; Agaricales; Psathyrellaceae. Bases 1 to 1626 code for a protein of 541 amino acids.